AUGAUGAAAUUCAACUGCUGCUCUGUUCUGAUUGGGAGGAAGAAGCAAGAGAAGGUUGACAAGCAAUCAUCAAGAACUGCCGACUUCAACACUGCGCUUAAAACCAUGAAAAUCAGGCUUGAACACCCAGUAGAACCUUUUGAAAGCGAUGAGUUGAAAACCACAUCUUUUAGUGUGUCAUUACCUUUCGAUGUUGAGAAGGAUUCAAUCAAUGUCCAGUUAAUGAGCCAUGAGAGUCAUGUUGUGGAUGAAGCAGCAGAAGUAGCAUACGAAGGCGAAGAUGAGCAUGAAGAGAAUGUUUCAAUGAAGAGGGAUUUAUCUGACUUUGAUCUCCAAUCCCAUGUGGCCAGUGGUGGUGAAGAAAUGUCUUUUCCUAGAAAUGCAAAGCUGGAUUCCGCUGAUUCACUUGAUAGCAUGAGCAAUGAACUAUAUGAAAAGAAAGCUGAGAAAAAAGUUGAUGAAAAAGGUAUUCAUGUGAUUCACAGUGGACAUGUUAGUGAUCCUGGUAUUGGGAAGGCCAAGUUAUGGGGUUUGCCUAAGCUUAAACGGUCCUGUUCUAAUCUGGAAACAAGCAAAUUGCUAAGAAAAAUUGCCAAUCAGUUGCCUCUAACAUCUCAAUAUUCUGAAGAAUUGCAGGGGCUGGCUGAGAAAUUGAGAGAUCCCGGCAGCCCCACAUCUGUAAUUAGCCAUUGCAGUGCUGACAGAGUGAUGUUAAAGAAGCAUUCAUCUAGCCAAGUUCUACCCUCUAGGAGUAGAAGACUGUGGUGGAAAUUGUUCCUCUGGAGCCACAGAAACCUUCACCAACCCUGGUCUGUAAAACCACAGCCUCAGGCUGUAAGUAAGAUUUUGAAUCAGCAAGGCGGUUACUCUUCAGAUACACUUGAACCGAACACAGCCCUGAGCAAAAUGCAAUCACCUGGGUCAUUCACCGGAGAGUCAGUGAACAAGGGCCAUAGCAACAAUGAAGAGGGCAAUCAGAGCUGGAAUGGUUUUCAUGCUGGGAUUUCUGGUCUGUGGCCCCAGAACCAGUGGGUUGCUUUCUCAAUAGAAUCAUCCCCAUUUUCAAGAGUGGAUGAAUGGGUGAAAGAUCUUGAGACCCAACCGCCUCCUCCAGAUGCCUAUGAUGAUAAUGAUGAUGUUGAGAGUGACGGCAGCAUUGUCUUCCCACCCUCUCCUGAUACUGGUAGAUCACCAGGAAGAACCACAGCUCGCCCAGAUUUUAAUCUUUCAGAGGAGAUUUUGCAUGCCAAUAGUGCGAUCCAGUCACUUAAUUCUUCCUCAACCGUAGCCCACAUCACAGGCAUUGGCUUAAAAGCUAUUCCCGCAAUAUCACGUUUCUCCAGUCUUCGAUCUGUUAACUUAUCAAACAACUUCAUAGUCCACAUUACCCCGGGAUUGCUGCCAAAGGGCCUGCACACACUCAACCUAUCGAGAAACAAGAUCAGCACAAUUGAAGGACUUAGAGAACUCACCCGACUGCGGGUACUCGAUCUCAGUUACAAUCGCAUUUCUCGAAUUGGACAAGGGUUGUCGAACUGUACAAUAAUCAAGGAACUCUAUCUUGCUGGGAACAAGAUUAGUGACGUUGAGGGGCUGCACAGGCUCCUGAAGCUUACAGUCUUAGACCUGAGCUUUAACAAGAUAACAACAACAAAAGCUCUGGGCCAGCUUGUUGCGAACUACCAAUCACUGCAAGCUCUGAAUCUCCUGGGCAAUCCGAUUCAGAGCAACAUUGGUGAUGACCAGCUUCGCAAAGCAAUUUGUGGUCUCCUCUCUAAGCUAGUGUACCUGAACAAGCAACCCAUCAAACCUCAGAGAGCACGAGAACUUCUGACAGAUAGUGUUGCCAGAGCCGCCCUUGGAAUCAGCAGCAGCAGGAGCUCUCGGAGAAAAGCAGUGAAGAGAGCGACCUCCGGCGGUUCAAUCUCCAGCAUGCACAGGGGCAGUGUUGGGGGUGGGCAGAAAAGCAAGAACAGGUCGAAGAGCCGAACUCAUAACCUAAAGACAAUGUCCUCUGCACAUGCCUCUUCAUCCCGUUAA
Messenger RNA from Dovyalis caffra, 2040 nucleotides. Lineage: Eukaryota; Viridiplantae; Streptophyta; Magnoliopsida; Malpighiales; Salicaceae. The record is from the annotation of a GenBank genome assembly.